GCGAGCUCGCGAGUCGCGACUCGCGACUUGCCCACUGCGCCUCCUCUUCCCAGGCGUUGAAGCGCCGCCGCCCCGCGCCCGGCCUCCGGCCUCCGCACCUUCGCGCCCCCUUCCUGCUAUCCGGCUGCACCUCCUCCGCCGGCGCCGGCCUUUUCUGUCUUGCUCCCUGCCCUCCCUCGCGGCCCCGCCUCGGAGUACCAAGGAGCCGCCGGACGGGUGGAGCUAGGGAUUCAGCCCAAAAUUGCUGCGGGCAGGGCGCCGGACUACCCCAGGUUUGAAUACUGGUUCCGCCACUGGCCAUGGCUGCGCCGAAGAUCAAAUCCACCGCGCUAUCCAUCACCCACAAGUGCCGGAACAUCUUGGGCGCCGGUUGGGAAGCACACCUCAACACUAUCAAGGCCGACGCCAAGGGAAGCAAGGAGGAGAUUUACACGUCGAGGGUGCACUACAUGAUCCAGAAGGGCACGCCCUACUUGAUCGUCCCUGAGAAUGACAUGCACAACAUUAACAUUGUAAUCGACGAGCGGGGUUCUCUUGCGGUGUCCAGUCCGAUACGGGGUCGGGUUGCGAGUUUGCUGAAGUCACUGAAUAAGAUGCCUCCUCGUGUUGCUAUGACUGGUGAUGUUCUGCGCCUGAAAGACUCAAAGGUUCCAAUUAUCGUCGAUAGCCUAAAGAAAGCUAUUAUGAAGGAACAUGAAGCUUCUAGUGCAGCUAGUCAUGGAGUGACUGCAAUACUGUCUUCUGCGGGUGCUACCUGCAGAUCACGGAGUGAGGGCCUCCUUAGUAUACUCAAUGACGACAGCUCUUACAGCAUCUUCAAAUUUGACAUUGGUUCAUGUGUCUACAUAGAUUCCUCUGGGAGCAACCAUAAUAUUGAGUUAGACAGCUUCGAACCACCAAAACCAGAUCUACUAAUGCCCUUCUCUGCGAAGCUUAUUGAUGGUAUCAACCGAAGUGACUCGAGAAGGAGAGCACUAAUACUUUUCUGUUUUGAGUAUUUUAAUGUGUUGGCAAGAAACGCAGUCAUGCUUUCCAUUGACCACCAUGGUUUUGAUGUGCUCGCCAAAGUCCCUGAAAGAGCCAGCCUGGGCAAUGUCCCUCAUCAAUACCACUGGAAGGAGUUCAGGUUCACAUUCAAGGAACCAGCCAAGGAUGCUGAGGACUUCUGCCGCACACUGGUUAAGUUAGAGGAAGAAGUUCUGGCGAGCGUGAAGAGCUAUAGCGGUUUAGGGUGACAGCCCACUAGCAAAUAGCAAUAAUCCGAAUCAGUGAGGAACAAAUAUUUCAGAUUCCUGUACUCAUCUUUUAUGUUUUGUAGCGGUAGAUGGUGACAGCCCCUACUUUGUGACAUUCUGAAUCAGUGAGGAACAAAGAUCAAAUACUCAAAUUCCUGUAUUCAUUUUUUAUGGAUGGAGGUAUUGUUUGAGUUGGUAUA
Messenger RNA from Panicum virgatum (switchgrass), 1435 nucleotides. RefSeq lists its product as uncharacterized. The record is from RefSeq and is a predicted model, not a curated record. The coding region runs from base 300 to 1235 and encodes 311 amino acids. NCBI's taxonomy places the organism in Eukaryota, Viridiplantae, Streptophyta, Magnoliopsida, Poales, Poaceae. The transcript is spliced from 10 exons.